Molecule: messenger RNA, 527 nt
Organism: Racocetra persica
Lineage: Eukaryota; Fungi; Glomeromycota; Glomeromycetes; Diversisporales; Gigasporaceae
Source: the annotation of a GenBank genome assembly
AAAGAUCCUACUGUUGAAGAUGAUAUGAAGAUGGUUUUGAGUGUAAUCCAUGCAGCAAGAUCACUUCGUCAAAGUAAUAAUAUACCACCUGGACAGCCGUUACCAUUUAUCAUAUGGUCUGAUGAUCGAGAUUUAUUAGAUGAACAAGGAUCAAUUAAGAAAUAUUUUCAAGAUAUAAAAAAGUUUAUUAAAGCUUCUGAAAUUCGAGUAAUUGAUGACAAGCUUCAAAAAGAAUCUCUGGAGACUCUGAUAACGGAUUCGGCAGUAACUUUGAUUUCUACAAAUCUAAAAGUUUACGUUCCAAUGAGUUCAAUUUUGGAAAUUCAAAAAAGCACUGAUGCAAAUAAUGACAAGGAUAAAUCAAAAGCUUCAAGCAAUGGCCCAUCCGGUAUUUUCAGAACUGAAAACUUGUCAAGAUUAACUAAAAAAUAUGAGAAAAUUAUAAAUGAAAUUGAAAUUUUGCAAGGAAGAAUCACCAAAACUGAAUAUUUGAAAAAGGUUCCUGAAAAAGUUAAGGAGAAUGAUAG